CCAGGGACCUGGAGAAGAGGGACCUGGACCUGGACCUGGACCUGGACCUGGACCUGGACGGAUCCUGCUUUGUUUCAUCUCGUCCUUUUGUUGAACUGAUCGACUUGGACGUGGUCUUCCUCCAGACCCUGGACCGGACUCUGGUCCUGCUGCUUCUAUGUGAACACAGACAUAAGGAACCUGAAACCCGAGGAACCUGGUUCUGUCAGAACCCAUGCAGAGGAAGGAGGAGCUGAGGUCGGGCGGGUCGGACACGCCCCUGAGCGCCGACCUGAGGUGCCUCCAGGGCGGAGUCGGCGCCGAGCGGGAGGCGGCGCUCACGUCCCUGGAAAAACAGCUGAUCUGCCCCAUCUGUGUGGAGCUGUUCACCAAACCUGUGGUCAUCCUGCCCUGCCAGCACAACCUGUGCAGGAGCUGCGCCAACCUGCUCUACCAGCCGUCGCUGUUCCAGGCUCGGACCACCAUGAUGGUCAACAGCGGCCGCUUCCGGUGCCCGUCCUGCAGACACGAGGUGGUUCUGGACCGCCACGGCGUCUACGGGCUGCAGCGGAACCUGCUGGUCGAGAACAUCAUCGACGUCUACAAACAGGAAGUCAGCAACGUCAACAACACCAGCAGCCCCGCCCCUCCUCCUCCUCUUUCUCCUCCUCCUCCUCUUCCUCCUCCUGCUGAGAUGACGUGUUCAGAUCAUGAAGGUGAGAAGGUGAACAUCUACUGCCUCACCUGCCGCCGGCCCACCUGUUCUCUGUGUAAGGUGUUCGGUUCCCAUCAGUCCUGCACCGUGGCCCCGCUGACCCACGUCUACGAGCAGCAGAAGGUGGAGCUGAAUGAAGGUUUAUCGUCUCUGGCUGCGUUCAGCGACAAACUCCAGGCGUUGAUCGCAGAACUGGAGCAGAGCUGUCGCAACGUUGAGGAGGUCUAUGCGAUGCAGAAACAGCUGGUUUCUCAGAAGUUCGACCGUUUGUUCUCCAUCGUGGACGAGCGUCGUAAGGCGAUGAUGGAGCGAAUCACGUCGGAGCAGGAGGAGAAGACAGGCCACGCCCAGGCGCUGGUGCGUUGCUAUGGAGACACGGCGGAGGCCAACAGGAAACUGAUGGAGAGGGCGUCCAGCAGCAUGGAGGACCCGGACACGGCGGCCUUCGUCCAGAAUUCACGGGAGCUGAUCUCCAAAGUAACGGCGGCGGCGUCCUCCUGUCCGACGGAAACGCUGACGCCAGGCUUCGAGAACAUGAACCACUACACCUUUAACUUCAGCCAACAGGAGGAGGUUCUGCAGAACAUCGACUUCCCCAGAGUUGAGGAGGAUGUUCCUGAAGAACCAGAACCAGAAGAAACCCCCACCCAGGACCCAGACCUUCAACCCCCCCAGGAAACCUCCCUACAGAACCCAGACCCUGAACCUGGUCCAGAAACCCUGAAGGAACCGACCCAGGGGACACAGGAACCAGUUCACAUGAGACCAGCGGCUCCGGUCCAGAUGUGGGACUCUGAGGAACCUUCAGUCCUGCACCUGGACCCUGCAGGUCCACAUCCAGAUCCAGGUCCAGAUGAGGGGGUUCCAGGUCAGAGACAGGACUCAGAACCAAGAAGAACUGAACCAGAACCAGUUAAAGAGAAGAACAUGUGCCAACAGCAGGAGGGAAUGAGCACACUGCAGUGUGAAGGUGGAGAAGCAGAGGAAGAUCAGGAUGACAGGGAUGAAGAUGAUGGAACAGAGGUAGAGGAGGAGACCAGGACCGGGACCAGCCCUGAUCCAGCAAAAACCCUGCAAGACGUCACCACCACAGAGAUGAUGAUACACAAAGCAGAACCUGACCCGGACAUGGCACCACGCUCCAGGGCCCACGCCUCCGAUCAAACCCUGGAACAAGCCCCUGGAAAUCUACACCAAACACCUGAAAACCAGGUUGAACCACCAAAGAAUCAAUCCCAAACUGAAGAAGAUCCAUCCCAACCACCUCAGAAGCAACCUGAAUCAGAGACACUAUGCCAGAUAUCUGAAGAUCAAUGCCACACAUCUGAAAACCACGUCAAACCCCAUGAAAAUCAAUCCCAAAUGUACCAAUACCAGUUUGAACCACUUAGAGAUCAAUCCCAAACAGAAGAUCAAUCCCAAAUGGCAGAAUAUCAAUUCCGACCUCCUCCGAAUCAACCAGAAUCAGAUAAUCAAUCCCAAACACUUGAAUAUCAAACUCAAAUGCUUAAAAAUCAAGCCCAGACACUUGAAGAUCCAACCCAGACUCCUGAGAACCAGCCUGAACUACCUGAAAAUCAACCCACAACAGCAGAUGAACCCCAAACAUCUGAAAAUCAAUGGUUUUCACCUAAAAAUCAAUCCCAAAACCCAGCUCUGGUCAAUAUGGAGCUGACUGGACCAGAUGCAGAAGAAGCCGGUGAAAUCCAGGAGGAGGACAGGUCAGACGAGGCAGAGGAGUCGAAGGAGGAGAACUCAGGCUGUGGAGAAGAAGAAACGAGCACAGAAGGAAAAGGUGAAGAGCUGGGGAUUGAUGCCUCUGGGUUUGAUGUGAAGUCUGGGUUAGAUUAUCUGGAUGAAGGAUGUGAUGGAAACGAUAUGAAUGACCAGGCGGUGUCCAAGGUAACGUCUGAGGAGGUGGCACUGAAGGAGGUAUCCAAGGAGGUGGCAUCCAAGGAGUUGUCUGAGGUAGCGGCGUCUGAGGUGGUGGUGUCUGAGGAAGUGGUGUCCGAGGAGGUGGUGUCUGAGGAGAUGUCCGAGGAGGUGGUGUCUGAGGAGGUGUCCGAGGAGGUGGUGUCUGAGGAAGAGGUGUCCGAGGAGGUGGUGUCUGAGGAAGUGGUGUCUGAGGAGGUGUCCGAGGAGGUGGUGUCUGAGGAAGUGGUGUCCGAGGAGGUGGUGUCUGAGGAAGUGGUGUCCGAGGAGGUGGUGUCUGAGGAGGUGUCCGAGGAGGUGGUGUCUGAGGAAGUGGUGUCCAAGGAGGUGGUGUCUGAGGAAGUGGUGUCCGAGGAGGUGGCGUCCAAGGAGGUGGCCUCCGAGGUGGUGACGUCUAAGGAGGUAGCAUCCAAGGUGGUGUCUGAGGCAGCGGCAUCCAAGGAGGUGGCGUCCAAAGAGGUGGCCUCUGAGGAGGUGCCAAAGGAGGUAGCUUCCAAGAUGGUGUCUGAAGAGGUGGCAUCUGAGGAGGUGUCAGAGAAGGUAGCGUCUGAGGAGGUGGCAUCCAAGAACACAUCCAAGGAGGUGGAGACUGAGGAGGUGGAGACUGAGGACGUGUCAAAGGAGGAGGCGUCCAAGGAGACGUCCAAGGAGGUAGCGUCCCAGGUGUCCAGUUCAAAGUUGACAGAAAACAAGGAGGAGCGUGAAGUAGAGGAGGGUGUUGAAGGACAGGUGAACUCCUUUGUGUCCCUUCAGGCCGUCACUCUGCUCUUCUACCUGUUGGCCUUCCUGCUCAUCCUGCAGAGGGUCUGGGGUUACAUCGGCUGUUUCAUCCUCACAUAACAUCAUCUGGAGACACGUCAUCCUCACUGAGCACAGAUGGAGACCGAGGGGAGGAUCCCUGCCCAGACCGGCCCCUCCCCCUGCUCCGGCCCCUCCCAGGCUCCUUGUCGGCCCGCCUUCUCCUUCUCCUGGCUCCACUCGCUCCACAAGUAGAAGUAGAACCCGUGGAAGUUCUGCCUGGGAUCCGGAUCCGGUUCAGACCAGUACCCAGUCCAGCUCAGACCUGCUCCGGUCCACAGUGGUCCAGCUGGUCCAGCUGGUCCAGGUUUAGGUUCUGUUUAGUUUGAGUCUGUUUUCCGCGUGCAUCGGUGGUUUUCUUUUCCUUUUGUUUGACUUUUGCUUUCGUUUGAGUUUUUCUUCCUUUGACUUUUAUUCAGUUCAACAUGAAUCACUGACACUGAAGGAGGCGGGACCUGCACCUGUCAAUCAGAGGGGUUUUACUUUUUAGUUUUUCCCAGUUUUCUGUCAUUUUCUUUCAAACUGAGCAUCAGAUCUGAUUUGAUUCAGUUGUUGUUUUCUUUUUUUGACAUAAACUGGCGGUGAACGGCAGUUACCAACGUUCAGAUCCACUUACAUUCACCA
Molecule: messenger RNA, 4048 nt
Organism: Sphaeramia orbicularis (orbiculate cardinalfish)
Lineage: Eukaryota; Metazoa; Chordata; Actinopteri; Kurtiformes; Apogonidae
Product: titin-like
Exons: 13
Coding region: 215-3466 (1083 amino acids)
Biological process (GO): regulation of microtubule cytoskeleton organization
Cellular component (GO): cytoplasm
Molecular function (GO): zinc ion binding
Source: RefSeq, a predicted model, not a curated record